AAAAACAAAGUGUCAGUCAGAGGUGGGCGUGGCGGCGCCGCUGGUGCAGCAGCUGCUGAAUACCUGAGACAGAGAGGAGAGGACGGCAGCUGCCUUCAGGACACGCGGCAGAACCCACAUGAAGGCUUCAGCAGGCUCCGUGCACAGGGUUCAAGAGUAGGCAAAUGGUCGGGUCCACGCUGUCAUUGCUGGUCACUGGGUGGAGUAGUGUUAUUGAACCUCUUGAACGCAAGCACAAAAAAAGAAAGUGAAAGAGCACAAGACAGAGGGAUAAAUAUAAGAGGCUUCAGAGAGCGACAGGGAGCGAGGCUGCAGGGAGAGGCCUGCUUUUGCUAUGUUACUGAAGUAGCUCACGCAGCCGGACAUGAAUAGAGGAGCUGCGAGCGCCGCGAUCCAGACGGGAGACGGGAGGACGCUGUCCAGAGCUCAGUUUCUCUCACUGCUGACCACCUACAACUGCUUCCUCAAGGACCAGACGCAGCUGCACCUCGCUUACUCUGUGGGAGCGGGGGGGCACGUGGUGGUGGAAGGCUUCCUGAACGUGUGCUGGGGCGUCCGGAGGCUCAUCAGGCUCAAAAUACAGGACGACAAGCUGACGCUUCCCUUCGCUGCCCUGACCUCGCCUGAACCCACCAGUCCCGUCAGUCCGCUGGAACACAAGAGGGGCAUGACGCGCUGGGGGGAAUGCGUUGACCUUCACCAGAUCGACGAGAUGCCGGAGACGGCGCAGGACGUAAACAGCCCCGCGCCAGAGCCUCCUGUUUAUGAGACCUCCACACUUCGUCCGAUGAGGCACAAGCACCUGGAACUGGAGGCCGAGUCCAACCUCUUUCGCUGUAUGAGCGACGCCUCGUUAAUUAAGAGGAGGAAGGUCCGUAAGUCUGUGGCACAACAAGAGCGAGAGCGGCAGCAUCGCUUCUCCAUCAACGGGCACUUCUAUAACUAUAAGACCUCCGUCUUCACCCCGUCCUAUGGUACGCCAACAAAAGUGCGCAUCACCAGCCAGAUGACCACGUACCAGGUUAUUGAACAACUGCUAAAUAAGUUCAAGAUACAGAACGAUCCCCAGGAGUUUGCUCUGUACUGUGUUCACCAGAGUGGAGAAAAGAAGAAGCUGAGCAACAGAGACGAGCCUCUGUGGGAGCGCUUCCUGCAGGGACCCUCUGACGACAUCAUGAAGAUCUUCCUGAUGGACGCGGAUGAGGAGGAAGUGAGCAACGACGUCGCCCAGUACCUCAACUUGGAGCUUCCGCUUCUAGAGCAGGUUCUCCAGAAACUCCAAGAGGAGGAGAACCGAGAGAUCCAGAUGGUCAUUAAUAAGUACAACCACCAUCACAGACUCUUGUCCCACAUGCUGAACAGUAAGAUAUCUCCUCACAUUGAGACCAGCGUCUGACGCUUCAGACUGUGGGAGCCUGAAGCCUCUGCUCAGUCUCCUCAACAAACACGCAAAAACAGUGAAGAAAUUAAAGGAAACACGUUACACUGUUACAUUCAGAAAAAGUCUUACAAAUGAAGCCUGUCUGUCUUUUUGAUUUAUUUGUUUUGUACCUGUAUAAUAACAUAACAUAACAUAAAGAUGUAAAUAACUGAG
This is a messenger RNA of Betta splendens (Siamese fighting fish), 1594 nucleotides long. It is a transcript of the gene rassf6, whose product is annotated as Ras association domain family member 6. Gene Ontology annotation, biological process: signal transduction. Bases 365 to 1396 code for a protein of 343 amino acids. Lineage: Eukaryota; Metazoa; Chordata; Actinopteri; Anabantiformes; Osphronemidae. The record is from RefSeq and is a predicted model, not a curated record. The transcript has 11 exons.